Messenger RNA from Bufo bufo (common toad), 1823 nucleotides. Its product is annotated as ornithine decarboxylase 1-like. Bases 266 to 1534 code for a protein of 422 amino acids. The transcript is spliced from 10 exons. Gene Ontology annotation, molecular function: ornithine decarboxylase activity. The record is from RefSeq and is a predicted model, not a curated record. NCBI's taxonomy places the organism in Eukaryota, Metazoa, Chordata, Amphibia, Anura, Bufonidae. Gene Ontology annotation, cellular component: cytoplasm.
CAGAGGGCAGGGAAAGAAGUUAGGAGCUGGCAUGAGAUCUGAUUGGGUGUUGGUGACCCUUGGCAGAGAGUCCCUCCUUUGCAGACUAUUUAUAAAAGAGUCAAAGAUCUCUGGAACUCCAGCAACACAGCAGUAAAGAGCGUACGGCUUUGGAGAACCUCCCUAGGAGCAAAGCCCUAUGUUCUGUAAUGGAGAUGUAACCAAUCUCUUUGCACUUAUUACAGUUUGUUGCAUUCUCGUCUUUUGAUUGUAUAAUAUUGAGACAAUGAACACCUUCAGCAACGAAGAGAUUGACUUCAGCUUCCUUGAGGAAGGCUUUACUGCCCGGGAUGUCCUGGAGCAGAAGAUCAAUGAAGUGUCCUUAUCUGAUGACAAGGAUGCCUUUUAUGUUGCCGAUCUUGGGGAUAUUGUGAAGAAGCAUGUUCGGUGGUUUAAAGCACUGCCACGAGUGACUCCAUUUUAUGCUGUUAAAUGCAAUGAUAGCAAGGCUGUUGUGAAGACUCUGUCCAUUUUGGGGGCCGGGUUUGACUGUGCCAGCAAGAAUGAAAUCCAACUUGUCCAGAGUAUUGGUGUUCCUCCAGAAAAAAUCAUCUACGCCAACCCAUGCAAGCAAGUUUCUCAGAUCAAGUAUGCUGCUAGCAGUGGUGUGGAGAAGAUGGCCUUUGAUAGUGAAGUGGAAUUGAUAAAGGUGGCAAGGAAUCACCCCAAUGCCAAGCUCGUUUUGCGGAUAGCCACAAACGACUCCAAAGCAGUGUGUCAACUAAGUGCAAAGUUUGGGGCCACUCUAGAAACAUGCAGGAUUCUUCUGGAACGUGCAAAGGAGCUCAACGUUGAUAUCAUUGGAGUAUGUUUCCAUGUUGGGAAAAGGUGCACAGAUCCUCAGACAUUUGUUUAUGCCAUUUCUGAUGCCCGAUAUGUUUUUGAUAUGGGAGCUGAGCUCGGAUUCAAUAUGCACUUACUUGACAUUGGUGGUGCCUUUCCUGGGACUGAAGAUAUGAAGCUCAAAUUUGAAGAGGUGACAUCUGUAAUAAACCCCGCUCUAGAUAAGUAUUUUCCCGUUGACUCCGGAGUGCAAAUUAUUGCAGAACCUGGAAGAUACUAUGUUGCUUCAGCCUUCACCCUCGCAGUCAAUAUCAUUGCAAAGAAGGUUGUAGUUGCUAAACAGACUGGAUCUGAUGGUGACUCUCUCUGUGACAACACUAUCAUGUAUUAUGUCAAUGAUGGUGUCUAUGGAUCUUUCAACUGCAUCUUGCACCAGCAUGCUCAUGUCAAGCCUGUUGUACAGAAGAAGCCAACAUUGGAUGAAAAAUACUACUCAAGCAGCAUUUGGGGACCAACAUGUGAUGUGGAGGAUCGUAUAGUUGAGCGGUUUGACCUACCAGAGCUGCAGGUUGGAGACUGGAUGCUGUUUGAGAACAUGGGAGCUUACACAGUAGCUGCAUCAUCAACAUUUAAUGGAUUCGAGAGACCAUCACUCUUCUACGUCAUGUCAAGGCCAUGCUGGCAACUGAUGCAGGAUAUGAAGAGAACAUAAAAACAUCCCAGAGUUUAGCGCUCUUCGCUCAUCUUUUGCUGGGAAAAUGCAAUACAGCUCAAUACGUCAGCCUGGACUUCAAGUGUGAAUGUAUAGAUUUUUCUCAUAAACUGUUGGUAUUAACAUUUUUCACAAUAGAAAAAAAGGUCCAACCAGUCAUAACCAUCUUUAUGAGGUGUAUUGACUAUCCAGUCCACAUGUGGAAAAUUGUUGUCUACAGGCAAUUGUUUCUUAUUUGACUUGGACAAUAGUUUUGUACAAACCAUUCAGGGCUCAAUCAAUUAUAUUA